AAAAGUACGGGGCUAAAAAGUAUCAGAAAAGCUUUCUUUGCACUCGUAAACAAAAUAAAGUUUGGUAGGCAGACUUUCUACAGAAUUGCCACACAUUGUACAAGUAUGUGACCCUUCUCUGAACAACGUGAAGUCGAGUUCGGCCUCCCUGGAGAAGAGAUUUACUUAAGACAUGAGCAUCAAGCCACAGGACCUCAGGGUGUAAGAGGCGAUCACCAUGGCAACGCAGUUUAGUAUCGAUGAUGCCUUUGUAUUGGAGGGAGACGAUGAGGGAGCUGUGUCCGACGGAGAGCCAGAAGGAUGGAAGAGCAGAGACAAGGACAGAGAAGGAGCGGAGAUGACAUUUGGUCCUCUAACUUUCUCCAAACCUCAGACUCAUCCCUCGCCUGCUGCUGCUGCUGGCUCACUUGAACACAGCAACCUGAAGUAUCAGAAUCUGGAAAAUGAAGACGCCUUGGGCAGCAACGGCAAUUCCUCUUUCAAUAACUUCUUCAAAAUCAGCGACCCUGCGACUCUGUCUUACUGCAGCUCCCAGUGGUCCUUCAGCACCUUGAGUUCUGUCACACAGCUUUCUGCACACUGCUGCGGGUGGGUGUCCCAUCCGCUGGUGAAGAAAAACAAAAGAGUUGUUCUUGCUUCAUUCCUUCUCCUCAUCACUGGAGUUGCUCUUAUUUUCACAGGUGUUGUAAUACAGCUGAAUCCAAAUGCAGGUGUUUCAAGUGCUAUCUUCUUUGUACCUGGAUUUCUUCUCUUCAUCCCUGGAGUGUACCAUGUGAUAUACAUCUGCUGUGCUGUCCGUGGGAGAAGAGGCUUCAAAUUGUUCUACCUACCUUAUUUUGAAAAAUGACAUUUUGUGAGACACUAUGAUUUCACUACAUUUUUUGUUUGUUGUUUUAAAAUGAUUUGUAUUCUGUCACUUGUAACAGAAAAUGUAUUGUCACAUGGUUGUUUUUUCUUGUCAUUGUAAUGACCACUACUAAUUCAACCACUCAGUGCCUUGACUGUGUUUCCACUACAUGAACUGAAAUUGCUGUAUGUGUACACGAAAAAGAAGGAGCUUGGUCUUGCCUGUGUUUUCAAUGUCGUGUGAAUAAUGACUGUGAAAUUACAAUAAAACUUUUGUAUGUCUUAA
Messenger RNA from Chelmon rostratus (copperband butterflyfish), 1132 nucleotides. It is a transcript of the gene tmem134, whose product is annotated as transmembrane protein 134. The coding region runs from base 218 to 847 and encodes 209 amino acids. NCBI's taxonomy places the organism in Eukaryota, Metazoa, Chordata, Actinopteri, Chaetodontiformes, Chaetodontidae. The record is from RefSeq and is a predicted model, not a curated record. The transcript has 8 exons.